Molecule: messenger RNA, 4357 nt
Organism: Eurytemora carolleeae
Lineage: Eukaryota; Metazoa; Arthropoda; Copepoda; Calanoida; Temoridae
Exons: 5
Coding region: 984-4283 (1099 amino acids)
Source: RefSeq, a predicted model, not a curated record
AUAAAUUUAGAAAAAAUCUUGUAGAAAACUUUUUGGUUUUCAACGUUUUUAAUUUUAAGCUGAAACAUUGGAUACAUCUGAAUUUAAUUUGUUUCGGGGCCCAUAUUCUUUAUCCGGCAGGCUUGCGUCUGCGCAGCUGUAUGACGCAGCAACCUAGCUGUCCCUCUUUCCGCUAGCACAUUGGUCUUGUUUAUAUUUUUAUUUGCAAAAUCUAUGGAGGGAAGAAAUUGCGUCAGUGUGUAUACGUAUACGUUAUGUAUUAUCUUUGAGAACUACGCUCACUGGAAACAUAAUUAAAUUAUUGAAGCAAAGAAGUGGGUUGCCAUAAUUCAUAAACUUAUCAAAAAACAAUAUUUAAUUAUGCUGAUAUUGCUAAUCCUGCAAGUGGUCCAUAGCAAGGAAUAGUAACGAAUCGAUUUUACAUCCCUUAAAUCGAUUAUUAAUAAUUUUGGGCAAACUUUGGUAAUUUCCUUGAGAUUGAGUUUUGGACCUCCCCUCGGGUUUCCUCCUGUCAAUUUUGUGCAUAAAGUUAUAAAAAAUAAAUGAUAAUUAUGUCCAAAAAUCGUUCUUUAGGAUAGACUCAAACUUUCUCGUCCUAUUUGAACCCUAGGAUAUCCUGCAAUAUAUGUUUAAUCUCUUUUGUAAAAUUGGAAUCCUUAGAAGGAUUUUAGUUUUUGCCAUUAACUCAAAUUUCUAAUCCCUAUAUCUUUUAAACCUGAUAAUGUAAUCCUUUGAUAUUUCAAACUUAGAUUAUUUGAUCUAUCAGAAGUCAGUGUGAAUUAUUUAAAGUCUCCGACAUUGGGCUGUAAUAAAGAUAUAAGGAUUAGAAAAUGGCAUAGACUCACUUUAUUCCUUUGUUGGUCUUCGAAAUUCCUAUUAUGACAAAUAUUAAGUUUUGUGAAUUUAACUUAUAAAAAUCAUGGCUGUUCAAUUUUAGAAAAACAAUAUCAAAAUGGCAGUGUAGUUCUGGGUAUUGGAGUAGGAUGGAACUCGACGAGAACUUGGAUGAGGUGUCGGGGAAGAUCGUAAACUUUAACAGAGGUUUAGGAUUCUUCAGCUUCGUCAAGGACGGUACGGAGCAGAUAUGUAUGUUCCGACCAAAUAAGAUUCUUGUCGACGGUCAGAAGAUCCCGGCUAGUAAGAUAAAAAAUGUUGAACAGCUUAACAAGUAUAUUGUUGUCGGAGAUAAAAUCAGCGCUGUUAUUCGAAUAUCUACCGAGGUUCGAGCCUAUUCCAUCCCGGACCGUUCUGGGACGGAUGUAACCAUUUCUCCGGGUUGGGUUGCAAACCAGGUCUGGAAAGGAGAGAAACCAACUGAGUCAGGACGAAUUCAGACAGAAACUAAAGAGCAAGAGAUUAUCAUUGACAAUGUUCCGGGGAAAAUUAUAUUUAAUCAGAUGGCAACCGGGACAGCUCGUGGUGGUACGAGUCCAACCUUGAUUGCAUUUAAGAAUCCAGAGGGAGAGAAGGACCUGGCAAUGUUUAGGCAUCCCAGAUACUUCUUCUGGGAGGGGAAGAGGAUCGAACCAAAGGAUUACAAGAAGUGGAGUCAGGAUUAUCAGGUUGAAGUUCAUUUCACCGCGGUUUAUACUCCAGGACUAAAGGAGUUCUCCGCCAAGAUCGAGGAUAAAGAGAACGAGCAGGGGAUGCAGGAGGAGGUGAAGUUCAACCCAAACUGGAGAGCAAAACUAGUCUGGGUCGGAGAUAAACCAUCAGAGGCAAUGAUUAUGGAGGAUUCAGAGAAGAAGCAAAAGUCAGAGCGUGAAGUUUUCCUUGAUCUGAUCCAGGGUUGCGAGUACAUGACGACCAGGGUAGAAAAGAUUCUAAACAAGAACCAGGGAAUUCUCACACUGAGGAAUAUAAAUGUGAUUUUUCAUAUUGAACAAUUAUCAAUAGAUGGUCUCCAAUAUACUACUCAGGAGGAUUUACUAAAAAUCCUUCAACCCGGAGAAACUUUGUUUUGUUACGCCAAGCAUGCAAAUCCGCCAUAUAAGAUAGAAAACUACUCAAUCGACUACGAAGCAACUCAAGUUUGGAAAGGUCGGAGAAAUCUUGGCUCCUUGACCCCUGCAGAUGAGGAUGGGAAAGCUAAAUGUCCUAUUCCUCUACCGACCGAAGCCACCCAUCACGACGUGGUAGGGAGAGUUGUUGAAAUCGAAAGCAAUGUUAUCUACGCAGUGAUCAAGACGGAGGAUCCAAGUUUACGAGGUCAAAAAGUUUUAAUCAGUAGAAACCGGCUUUAUGUGAACGGAAGUAAACUUAAGUUCAAGGAUAGUCUAGCGGACAUCAUUUCCCUGGAUGAUACAAUCCUAUUCGACAUGGUUCUAGCAAACCCGGAGCAGUCGAAGAGCACUUACAACUGGCUCGCUGUGCUAUCAUGGACGGGAAGUACUCCUGACAGGACGGAAAUCAACGAGGAACUCGCGAAGAAAACAGAAUCGUAUCGAGCUAAGGUUCUUGUUUUCUAUGAACAGAAAGGAUUAGGAUAUACGGAGGGUGUUGCACAGAUUAUUGGUGGUCCUAAUAGAAUCGGAGAACGGGUCCACUUCUCCAGGGAGGGAACCUAUGUGUUCGGAGCUACCAUGAGAAGGGCAGAUCUUGCCUACGUGCUCAAGGUAGGGGAUAAGAUACAGGUUGAUAUUACAGAACUUCCUGCACCAAUUACAAAGUUUGGAGCUGAAGUGAAGUUCGUUGCCUCCCUAACAUGGGUCGGUCCUGCGCCAAAAAUGGAUGUAAACCUUGAAGAUUUCCCGUACUAUGUUGGAGGAGUUAUUUCACCAUUUAUUCUCAAACGUGGCUUAACGGAGGAAUCUUUCAAGCAAUUAAUAAAGGGGCAGCUCCCUCCUAAAGCUGGAAAACUGUCUCCGGUUCCUGAAUCCAAACCAGUCUCUCUCCCGCCCAGUAUAACGGAGGGGAGAGUGGUGGAGUUGAAGAAACCUGAACCCGGAGUUGUGAGUGGAACUGAACACGGGAUACUGAGGAUAGAUAAUGGUCCCUUUGCUCAAGAAAAGGCAUUUUUUAACCGUAAUUCAUUAUACUGCUGGGGGUUCAACUGCUCCAAGGCUGACCUAAUGUAUCUGAUAACAGAGAAUGACCGACUCCGGAUUGAGGUUCAGGACGGAACAAACAACAAGGCAGUUCCAUUCAAGGUUACAUCGGCCUGGAUCGGUCCUCAUCCCCACGAGAAGAACAAGGAGUCCGUGGCUAUGGCCGGGAAUCUGUACUUCGUCAAGUGGUUAAAAGAUCACAAUCUAACCGUUGAAGAGUUCCAUAAGGUGGUCAGAGGAGAGAUCAAUCCUAAACCAUUCUUCCCUCUACCCGGUGAAUGCCACCAGGCCCGGCUUGCGAGUUUAUUGCCCGGGCAUAUGGGUUCAGGUGGAGGAGCUGAUGCGGGCAUCCUAAGACUGUGUCAGAACCCCGCUAACUCUAAGGACGGACGGAAAGCUCCGGAGGUUCUGUUUGAACGAGACUCCUUCUAUCUCUGGAACGUAUUGAUAGAUAAGGGAGACCUGAGCUACGUGAUGAGUGAGAACGACAAGUAUUUUGUCGAGGUUACAGAUCUUAUUGGGAAAGAAAAGAAGAAGUGGCAGACCCGACUCGGUACAACGAACAUUCCUAAAUUUAUCGCAACUAUAGUUUAUGUCGGCGGGGGUCGACCGAAACCAGACAAAAUAAACGAAAUUUCCUCCAAUAGUAAUCUUCUUCAAUGGUUAAAAAAGCGGAACAUGGAUGUUACACUGAUUGAACAGUUAGUAAAAGGACAACUUCUUCCUAAGAAUGAGAACGGAGAAGAUGUUUUCUCCCAAGCUUAUCCUGGCGGUUCGGGGAAGGAUACAUCCCCGUUCAAUAAUCCCGCCACUCCGCGUCACCUACCGUUUAAUCCGCAACUUCAAGGUUUUCAAACCUCUGUCCUCAACAAGGCAAUGAGCUUGACACAGAGAACUAUGAGUUUACAGUCUGCUGAGGAUCCUGAUGUUCAAAAUUUAAUCCUAGACGACUCAGACGCCCAACUCGCACUUUUCCUUUCUAAAACAUUAACCAACGCUAUCAUGAUGUACCGUCAAGGUCCUGGUCCUAUUGGACCUCCCCGGAAACCAGGUUCUAAUGGACCCCCGCGAGGUCGGGGCCGAGGAGAAAUGAGUGAGUUCUAUCCUGAGGGUGGAUUAAGUCGAGGAUUAUUGUCAGGACGUGGAGAAGGAUUGUAUGGAUUAGCUAAACCACUAUUAGAUUACCCAAUGAAUGGUGUUGAACCACCUCCCAAGAGGAAAUUUGAAGCGUGGUAGAAGCGUUUGAUUUAUGUGGAUUGUUUAUACCAGUUAGUUUUCUUAUUCUUAAUACUUGUUGAUACUUUCAGAAA